AUGACUUUCGAUAAUCAUCUUUUGGACGUCAUCAAUAAGCUCCAAGAUUUGGUCUACAACACCAUUGGCAAUGAUUCAUUGGACUUGCCACAAAUUGCCGUCAUUGGGUCACAAUCCAGUGGUAAAUCAUCGGUUUUGGAAAACGUUGUGGGAAAAGAUUUCUUACCUAGAGGUAUUGGUAUUGUCACCAGAAGACCUUUGAUCUUGCAAUUGGUCAGUAUAUCUGAAGACUCGCCGUUGAUCUAUCAAAAUAACCAUGAUUACGUUGAGACUGCCAAUAAUCCAGAAACCAUGACCUUGGAUGACCACUUGAGAAAGCAAAGUGGUGCUAAGCCUAAUGGCCCUCCUAAUGAAUGGGGUGAAUUCUUACACAUUCCUCACAAAAGAUUCUACAAUUUCCAAGAUAUCAAACGGGAAAUCGAAAACGAAACUUCUAGAAUUGCCGGUAAAAACAAAGGGAUCAGUAAAUUGCCAAUCAAUUUGAAAAUCUAUUCUCCAAACGUUUUGAACUUGACAUUAGUUGACUUGCCAGGUUUGACUAAGGUCCCAAUUGGCGACCAACCAACCGAUAUUGAAGUGCAAAUCAAAAACUUGAUUACCGAAUAUAUUUCCAAGCCAAACUGUAUUAUUUUGGCAGUUUCUCCUGCAAAUGUCGACUUGGCAAACUCUGAAUCAUUGAAACUCGCUAGACAAUUUGAUCCUCAGGGUAAAAGAACCAUUGGUGUCUUGUCCAAAUUAGACUUGAUGGACCAUGGCACAAAUGCCUUUGACAUUUUAUCUGGCAAAGUUUAUCCAUUAAAAUUGGGAUUCGUUGGAGUGGUCAAUAGAUCUCAACAAGAUAUUAUGCAAAAUAAAAGCUUGGACGACUCUCUAAGAUCCGAAAAUGAUUUCUUCACUUCUCAUCCUGUGUACUCGAAGAUUUCUAGUAAAUGUGGUACCCAAUUCUUAUCGAAAACUUUGAACAAUAUCUUGAUGAACCAUAUUCGUGAAAAAUUGCCUGACAUUAAAGCAAAAUUGAACACUUUAAUGGGUCAAACUGAGCAAGAACUUUUAAGUUAUGGGGAUCCUAAACAAUACUCAAUUGCCAACAGAGGUAACUUGAUUUUAAAAUUGAUUAGCAAAUUCGCUAACAAUUUCACUGGCUCCAUUGAAGGUGACAAAAUUGAUAAUAUCAUUUCUACCAAAGAAUUAUGCGGUGGUGCGAGAAUUUACUAUAUCUACCAUAAUAUUUUCAGCAAGAUUUUGCGCUCCAUAGACCCUUGUCUAAACUUGUCCAUGUUAGACAUUAGAAUUGCGAUUAGAAAUUCCACUGGUCCAAGAGCCUCGUUGUUUGUUCCAGAAUUAGCAUUUGAUUCUUUGGUUAAACCCCAGAUCAAAUUAUUACAAGAACCCUCUGUGAAAUGUGUGGAAUUAAUUUAUGAAGAAUUGAUGAAAAUUUGUCACAACAAUUGCUCUUCCAAUGAGUUGAUCAGAUAUCCAAAAUUGCAGGCCAAAUUAAUAGAGUCGGUGUCUGAUUUGCUUAGACAAAGAUUGGGCCCAACAACCCAGUACGUUGAAAGUUUGAUUGAAAUUCACCGCUCUUAUAUCAACACCAAUCACUCAUCAUUUAUUGGUGCCGCCAGUGCCAUGACCCAAGUUUUAGAUGAUAGAAGAGCUAAGGCCCAAGCCAUCGCUAAACAAAAUAUCUUGGAGGCUAAGAAGAGUAGAAAAGUUUCUGGAAGUAGUGAUGUUAUUUCUGAAGAUGGUGAAGCCUCAGAUAAUGAUACUAUUUCUGAUGCUAUUUUGAAUGGCACUAAAAAACACAAUAAAUCUGAAUCUGUUAACGAGAAAAUUGGAAGUAAAAAGGUUUCUAGAAAGGCCAGUAAUAGUGAAUUAUCUAAUGAUCUUGAUUCAUCUAGCAAAGAAUCAUUUUUGAACUUCUUCUUUGGCAAAGACGCUCAAAACAAGAAUGACCCUGUCAACGGUAAUGUCAACGGUAACGCCAAAGGUGUCUCAAAUGGUUUUUCUGCACAAUCUUCUUCUUUUAACACAGGCAUUUUCUCCAACCUUGAUACCUCUGCUGAUUCAAGUAAUACCGCCUUGAACAAUAUUGAUGGUGGUUUGAAUUUCAUCAACAGAUUGCCAGAACAAAUCGAGCAGUUGUCAUUAUCCAACCCACAAAACCAACCUGAGAAUAAUGUCGAUGAACUAACCGAUCGUGAGCAAUUGGAAUGUGAAUUGAUCAAGAAGUUGAUCAUCUCCUAUUUCAAUAUUGUCAGAGAAAUGAUUGAAGAUCAAGUUCCAAAAUCCAUUAUGUGCUUAUUGGUGAAUUACUGUAAAGAUAACGUUGGAAAUAAGUUGGUUGGCGAAUUAUACAAAGAGGAUUUAUUCGAUGAUUUGCUAGAAGAGGACAAGGAAUUGAGAGUUGAAAGAGAAAAAUGCUUCAAGUUGUUGGAAAGUUAUAAGGAAGCCAGCAAGAUCAUCGGAGAAAUUGUGUGA
Messenger RNA from Saccharomycopsis crataegensis, 2478 nucleotides. RefSeq names its product dynamin-related GTPase DNM1 (gene DNM1). NCBI's taxonomy places the organism in Eukaryota, Fungi, Ascomycota, Saccharomycetes, Ascoideales, Saccharomycopsidaceae. The record is from RefSeq and is a predicted model, not a curated record. The transcript has a single exon. Gene Ontology annotation, molecular function: microtubule binding; GTP binding; GTPase activity. Bases 1 to 2478 code for a protein of 825 amino acids. Gene Ontology annotation, biological process: peroxisome fission; mitochondrial fission. Gene Ontology annotation, cellular component: peroxisome; microtubule; cytoplasm.